Molecule: messenger RNA, 4314 nt
Organism: Dimorphilus gyrociliatus
Lineage: Eukaryota; Metazoa; Annelida; Polychaeta; Dinophilidae
Source: the annotation of a GenBank genome assembly
GCGAAAUUUAUACGAAAACGAGCAUGAGGAAAAAUUAAUCGGUGCUCACAUAUUAUCUGGUUUAUCUCAAUAUUACAACUUUAUCAUACUUCAAAACCAAUAUAUAUGAAAUCCAUCGCUGAUAUUAAUUAAUAUUAUAUCUAACGUAUAUUGUUACAAUCUUCAAGCGUUAAAGCCAAGUACAAAUUGGUUCUAAUUUCGCGCCAGUCUUUAUAUCCGAAUAUGUCAGUUUAUACUUGGAAAGCGGAUAAUUUGACUGUAGAACCCCGUAAAGUACAAUGGAACAACAAAGAAAAAAUAAUUCAAGUCAUAGCAGGACUGGAUUACUUUGCAUUGAUAAGUGAAACCAGGAAAUUACUGAUGAUGGGCUCAAAUCGCUACGGUCAGCUGGGGAACAAUACAAAACAGGACUCUAAUGAACCAAUAGAAAUUAUGAAGAAUAUUGAUAUUGUUAGUUGUAGUACCCGACAUACAGCUGCUAUUGAUUUUGAAGGUUCAGUUUGGUUUUGGGGAGAUAAUAGAUGCAAGCAAUGUGUUCCUGAAGAAAUUGAUUGUAUUUUAAAGCCACAAAAAUUACGGUUUUCUGCAAAAAUUAGACACGUUUCCCUGGCGAGUAACUUUUCUGCUUGUGUUGAUGAAAAUGGAAAUUUGUAUAUUUGGGGUAGUAAAAAUCACAUUGGUCUGAAAUUGGAGGCAAAUAUUGAAUCUCCCUAUCUAAUAGAUAAGUCAUUUUUUGGUGGAAAAGAUGUUUUAAAAGUUUCAUGCGGAGAAUUCCAUACACUCGCUUUAGUAAGAACGGAUAUGGAUAAAUUAAGAAGUAACAUCAGCUUCGAAAAAGUAACCAAAUCUAAGAGUGCUCCUGAAGAUGUUAGAAGUUCUUAUGAGCACGACUGCUCAACAGAUAGGAAGAGGAUGUUAUCAGCUGGAUCAUUGGAGCUUCUUGAACAAUUUACCGAUUCUCAAGAGAAAGAGCCAGAUUAUUUUACAAACAAAGUGAGUCAAAUCUUAUCAGUAGUUCCGCCAAGACCUCGUGAAGUGGCUUUAGGAAUGAUGAAAUCGCUUAGAAAUUCUUUUUCAACUACUCAAGCUCCUAGUCAACCCAUUUUUGGUGUUCGAAAAUGCUGCCCACUUCAAAAAUCGAACAGUUGUGACUCUUUACCAAAACUGAUUGACAAAGCUAUACCAGAAGCUCCAUCGUUAGAAACUAAUGUCGUAGUUCACACCGAAGUAUGGUGUUGGGGUAAUGGAAAUCACGGUCAACUGGGUCAAGGUGAUCAAAUUGAUCGAAAUAAACCUGUUCGUAUUCGCUCUCUCAUCAAUAAAUGCGUUAUUGAUAUGAAGGCAGGAAAUCAAACUUCCUUAGUGUUAACUGCAGAUGGAACUGUUUACAAAUUUGGCAAUGAUACGCUUGUUCCAACUCAUAUCAAUCUACAAACACCAACUACUGGUAUCUCUCUGACCGCUAACUGCUCUUUUUUUAUAAUGGAUGCUCCUAAGUUUGCAACUCAUUUGUGGGUCUUAAAGAAAACUGGCCUAAAUCAAUCAUCCAGCUUGGACGGUAAAGGAAGAAUACGUCAAAUGGCGAGUUGUCCUUUUGAAGGAAGAACAGCGGCUGUCAUUAUAGAGGAAGAUGAGCAUAAAGGAAUAUAUGAGCUUGCAGUAACCGAAAGACAUUUUCUAACAUCCCUUGUAGCUGUUAGGACUCACCUUAUUACUCCAAUUAUUAAUAGCGAAGCUUAUGGAGCUUUUAAAGAACAACCUCAUGACGGACAAGCCUUCGAGCGUCUCUUAGCAGCUUAUAAUGAAACAAUCGAUCGUGUGAGAACGCUAUGUGUUGAAUUAUCUGAAAUUUGCUCACUUUUGCGACCAAUAGAACAUUUAAGUUUAACAACAGAACAUUCCAAAACGUUUGAAGAAUAUGGUAUUCUUUACGACAACUGUUUAUCACUAGGCAGUGUCCAUUCUUUAUCAAAUGUAUGUAGAAAAACGAUAGAUGAGGCUACAAUCAAAGUUAAAGACAUUUUAAAAAGAACAAUAGGGCCAACAAAUGUUCUAAUUUAUGCUCUCACAUUACCGCUGCGGAGAAGUGGUGAAUACGGUCGCCUCUGCUCAAAGAUAGCUUCCAAUUUUGCUCCAAAUUCCUCCAGACAUGUCUUCUUUGCUCAAAUUGCCGAGAUAUGGGCUAAUUUAAAAAGAUCAACAUCAGAGAGACAUAACAUAGCGGAAAUGACUCGAAAAUUUUGGGCUUCGUCCAAAAUAUCUGAGUCACUCCGAUGCCCGGAUAGAAGAGUUUUAAAAGAAGGUGACAAAAAUGAAUUAGUAUCACAAAACGCUGGAAGAUUUUUCUCAAGAUCUUUCAUUUUAUUUAACGAUAUCCUCGUUGAUGCCGGUUAUGGAAAUUUAAAGAAAUAUAAUCUAUUGACAAUUUGGCUCGAAGAGGACCUCGAUGAACAAAAGAACAUUGUACUUGUAACACCUGAGGAAAGAAUUGUGCUAUGUGCCAGUCGAUUAGAAGUGAGAAAUAGCUGGAUGAAAAUUCUGCAGCAGUCAAUUAUCAAAGCACUAGGUUGCGAGGGUAGGAACAUCCCUGUUGUCAGAAAUGCAACAUAUGAUUUUGACAAGAAAAAAAAAGGAUUGUAUAAGGGUGCUACAUACACCGGUAAUUGGAUACAAGGUAAAAUGCACGGAACAGGAAGUAUGAUAUGGUCCGACGGGCGCGUAUUAAGUGGAUUUUGGUCGAACUCUCUUCCUCAUGGCUUUUGCGAGGAAAGAGUUCCCGAUUCUACAGGCAACUUAAUGCACUAUAAAGGUCAUUUUAGAAUGGGUCAACGUCAUGGUUCUGCUGAAAUUGUUUAUCCUGAUGGUUCUGUGUACGAGGGUCGUAUAAGAGAAGGACAAAGACAGGGACAUGGACAGUUAAAACAAAAUUUCUCUGUUUUCAUAGGCGAUUUUCUCCAAGACAAAAAAGACGGAUAUGGCGUUUUGGACUCUGGUAAUGAAAGAUAUUUGGGAGAAUGGAAGAACGAUCUUCGGCAUGGUCGGGGAAUGACCUUAACUCUUGAUGGCAGGUGCAUUUGUGGUACCUGGAAGGAGGAUCGAUUAAAUGGUGAUUGUGUAAUUUUAUACGAAAAUGAGAGUCAAUAUGUCGGACAAGUAAAUCCUGCCGUUGAACCGAAUGGUCAAGGUAUCUUUGAACUCGAUUCAGGUUACACCCUUGAUGGGACUUUCGGCUCAGGCUCUGAGGGAUUGGAGGUUCACGGUGUAUUAACUUUUGACCCUACAAAAAAGAAAAUUACAGAUGUUCGAGAUAGAAUAAAAUCCCCCCCAAUUCAUAUAUCAGCGAAGCAAAAGUGGAAUUCUAUUUGGAGAGAAUUAGAAGAGACUUUCGCCCUAGAUGAUGACCUCGAACCAAUUCCUGAGUUGUCACCUGAAGAACUUUCUGCACAUGCAUGGAGAUGCGUAGAAAGAUGUGCAGAAGCUGCUCCCCAUCAUCAAAAGAUUCUCUCCCGUAAUCCUUUGAAAAAUUCCAUAUCUACCUUAACGACUGAAGAUAUUGACGUUCUCUCAGAUUAUCUCAAUGCCGUUAUUGAUACAACGUGGCACCCAUUAGGUAUUGCUAUGAGACGUCUUGUAUCGGCUUUUCGUCUUUCCUAUACAGGUAUAGGAUGUCAUCCAGCAAUAAUGUUGCAUGUUGCUUUGAGCGAGGUAGCUGAUUAUUCAAAGCGCUUCGUUCGCUUAAUUCUGCCACUUUUCCCUCAACUUCCAUCGACUCUACCAGAUGAACCAGGAAUGAUAGACGAAGAUACUAUUAUUACCGCUGAUAACUUGGUGCAUCCCUUACUAGUUCCAAGAAUUUAUACAUCUCUGUUUGCAUUGCACGCCUUGGUUGUUGGCUCUGACGAAGAUGAUUCUAGAUAUUGGAAGAAAGUUAUUACUUGCUCUCGACUGCAGCAUAAGCAACUUUCAGCUGCCUUAGGCGUAGCUGAACGCCUGCAAAUUGUAACCUGCGAAACGGCUGCCGAUUGCCUGCAAAGAUUACCCACCGCUUUUUCAAUUUAUACAAAAUUUGACGUACUGCAAAGGACAUUUCAAUUACUAACUGAUGAAGUAAGAUCGGCUUCGGCAGACAGUACACCAAUGGAUGAUUUACUUCCUCUUGUUGAAAUGACUGUUGUAAAAGCUAAGAUAAGACAUUUAGGUGCUGAAAUUUUGUUUAUGGAGAGACUUAUGGAAGACCAUAUCAUGCAUGGUGAAAAGGGUAUCCUACUCACAACUUUAAGCGCUUCUUAUUUACAGCUGCAAAAUGAAAUUUGA